Pseudovirgaria hyperparasitica is the source of this 1614-nucleotide messenger RNA. RefSeq lists its product as uncharacterized. The coding region runs from base 75 to 1400 and encodes 441 amino acids. The transcript has a single exon. The record is from RefSeq and is a predicted model, not a curated record. Lineage: Eukaryota; Fungi; Ascomycota; Dothideomycetes; Acrospermales; Acrospermaceae.
CAUCACAACAUUCACUCCUUAUCCGGCCUCUCCGCAAAACACCAAAGCUCCAUCUCCAACUUGGCGAUGUAGCCAUGGCCGAUGCCGGCCAUUCCAAUACGACUCCUCUGGAUCCACAUCAACAACAUUUCGACCCUUCACUUGUCGCGCACCAUCACAACUUCAAGAAUAUAACGGCGAGCCACUUUGACGGCUCUGCUUCAUUACAGCAGUUCCCCAAUCUGAGUCAAGGUUAUGAGGAGCAACCAAGCCCGAGCGUUCACUCGAACGUACAGCAUAAUGUUCCCUCCACGCCCAAUAUAGGGAUUCCAGAACACCAGUCUUUCGACAUGGCUCCACCACCCGAAACCACGUUUGGCUCUUUUGCAGACCUCCACGCGUUCGCGCAAUCUCAUGCUGCGGCGCAUGGAUACGCGCUCUCAAUCAACACUACUGCGAAGAACCGUGCUCGCGUCAAGCUUGCUUGUGUGUGCUACGGUAACCCAAAGAAUACACAUAAGCUCACAGAUGAAACCCGAAUUCGUAAGAAUCGACUGAGCGCAAAGACUGGUUGUCGCAUGUGGGUUGAAGGCAAGAAAAUGGAUGAUGGAACCUGGGUCCUACGGGUGGGACAAGGAAACCACAAUCAUGCGGGGCGCAAUGUAGAAGAGUGGUCUGUACAUCGACGACGGACCUGGGGCCUCGGGGGAGCAGGUGGUGGCAUUGUCGCAGGCGCUGUACCUGCAGCACAGACGCGUGUAGGCGGCAAUGGCUCAGUAGGAGAAAUCGUGUGGAAGAUCGUCGAGACUGAAAUGGCUCGUGGUUCUGCUGGUAGCGGUAUCAAUGAGCAAACAGGCGCGCGAGAUCGUGGAGUGGGCCGCACAGUGAAGGUACUACAGGAGCGUUUACCUGGUAUCCGUAUCUACAAGAGAGAUAUUUACAACAUUCGAGCACAAAUCAAAAAGGCCAGACUCGAGCAGGAGCAAGCGCAAGAGAACAACGGCGAUACUUCAAUGACGGACUUUGGAGCAAACAGCCAGGAUUUUGCAGACCUCGAGUCUCAGCUUGACCCAGCGCUCAUGAGACAAUGUCAACAAGCCCUUGACAACCAGCAGCAGAACGCACAGCUGCAAGGAAUGAACAAUAAUGGCACUCCCUCUCAGCUAAUACGGCAACCCUUCAUACCUGCGAGCGAACAACAGCUUCGCGCGCAUGAGCAAGCGAACGAAGAUGAAGUACUGCAGCUGCGCAUCGAGAAUCAAGAUCUCCGGGAUCAGAUCGAGAAACUCAAGGCUGAAAGUGGUAGAAAUACUAGGGAGGCCGAGAAAGCCAAAAUUGAGUCGCAAAAGCUCAAAGUCCAGGUCGAGCAAUUGAAGCUGGAGGUCAUCUAUCUUCAAACUUCUGAGAAGGAUACACAGUAGAAUUGGCGACGGCUUGUAUGCCAAGGUGCGAUGGAGGCAUUCAUGGAUGAUCCAUGCUGGCCGUUGCACUCCGAGGUACUCCGUACUUGGUCUCAAAGCAAUUCCGCUUCGUUCAAACAGUCAUUCCGAUGUGCUGUUACUUUGUUUAGAUUACCCAUGCGGCGUUAACAAGAUGUUUCGAUUAAGUGUUUCUCCUCAUAUCUUAGCGCUACAU